AUGUCAGAACGCUUGAGGAACGCCUCCGGGCGCUUUCUCCCCAAAGGCCCUUCUCAGGGCCAACCCAGAGACCCUUCUCAGGGCCAACGCAAAGGCCCUUCUCAGGGCCAACCUAUGUCCCGGGAUGCUUCGGCAUCGGAGACCAGCCGCGCACCAUCUGCGGCCAGUCUCAUUCGUGGAAACGACGUCGUGUCGGACUUCUCGGACACGGAGUCAUUAAUGAGCGGGUCGAACUGCGGUUCAACUAGUCGCCAGUCGCGGAAGAGGAUCUUCCUCAGACGGGGCUCCGGAGGCUCUCCGGACGCCGCUGAAAAGCCAGCGAAGCGGGCCGUCAUCCAGGCGGACUUGGAGGAGAGCAUUGCCUCCAAAGAACAGCGGGCGCGAACCACCAGAGCCAAGGCUGGCUACGGCGCCUCCAUUGUCGUCUAUGCGGACCACUCCGUAGGGGAAAUGGAGCGUAUGGCUCUGGAGGACCAGGCGGAGAUCUUGGAGGUGGCAUCCAAGUCCUCCAACUUGAAGGGAACCUUUCAGAAGGCCCUGAAAUGCCGGGCAGCAAGCAUGCUCGGCAUAGUCAAGGAGCUAGCUCACCGCAACACCUCCGACGAGACACGACUACUGCAAGCGAAGGUGGAUCGCCUGCAGAAAGAAGUGUCCACGCUGCACGCGCGCGUUGCCGAGCUCAUUUCUCGGCAUGAGGGAACGUCGGCAGGUCCAACAACGACUCCCCCCCUCUCCAACCUUGAGGAUGUCAUCCGCAAGGUUGUCAUGGAGGAGAGGGCCUUCACCAGGGCCUGCCUGGCGGGUAUAGAGGACCGGCUUCUGCCGGAGAAGCGGCUCCGCCCUCCACUCGCGGCGGACAAGGUGCCCGAAGCGACGCCUAGUGCACCGGAGCCCACAACGGCACCAGUCCAGUCAGAGCAGCCUAAGGGCAAAGGAAAGGGCAAGGGCAAAAAGACGGCCGCCCCGACUGCCCUAACGGUCCCUCAGGCUAUACAGACGGAAGACCCAUUCCUGCCCUCCACCACCCCUUCCAACCAGCCUUGGACAAAGGUGGUACGGCGGAAGGGGAAGAAGUCGGCCCCCUUACCGCCUGCAGCCAAGCCUGCAGCUAAACCUGCAGCUACGGUGGUCAAGAAGAAGAAGCUCCCUCCUCCUCCAAGAACCGCCGCGGUGGUGGUUACUUUGACCCCAGAAGCAGCGGGGCGCGGGGAGACAUACGAGUCCGUGCUGCGACGGGCUCGUACAAACGUCAACCCAACGCAACUUGGGGCUGGCAGGGUCACAUGUCGGAAGACCCAAACGGGGGCUCGAAUAUUCGAGUUCUCGGGCGAGCAAGGCGGCGCCAAGGCGGAACUCUUUGCGUCCAAACUCCGAGAGGUUGUCGCGGACACUGCGAAAGUAGUAAGGCCCGUCAAAUGCGUGGCGCUAGAGGUGACCGACCUCGACGACUCGGUCACGCAAGAGGAGGUUGUGGCAGCGGUUGCGGCGGUAGGGGGCUGCGCCGCUGAAUCUGUCAGGAGCCGGGCCAUAAGGCAAGGACGCGGGGGUUUGGGCACUCUAAGGUUAGAGUGCCCUGUCGUAGUGGCCAAGGCGGUCCUGGCCAAAGGUCACCUCUCGGUCGGGCUUAGCUCGGGUGGGGUCCGGAUUCUUGGGGAAGAGCCGUUGCGCUGUUUCAAGUGCUUCGGGAUCGGUCACACCCGGGCUCUGUGUCCAUCAAUUGCAGACCGCAAGAACAUGUGCUUCCGGUGCGGAAAGGAGGGGCACAGGUCUGCCGCUUGUGAGGCAGCAAACCCGCACUGCGUGGUAUGUGCUGCCAGUGGUCGUCCGGCCAACCACGUCAUGACGGGCAGGAAGUGCUGUCCGCCCGCAAAGAAGGGUAAAGUGCAGGCACCGGUGGGGCCUGCCGUUGCUGCCGCUACUGAAACCCCAGUUCCAGUGCCGGCCAUCGAGGGGAAUGCGAUGCUCACCGACUAA
This is a messenger RNA of Trichoplusia ni (cabbage looper), 1974 nucleotides long. RefSeq lists its product as uncharacterized. The transcript has a single exon. The record is from RefSeq and is a predicted model, not a curated record. Gene Ontology annotation, molecular function: nucleic acid binding; zinc ion binding. Bases 1 to 1974 code for a protein of 657 amino acids. Lineage: Eukaryota; Metazoa; Arthropoda; Insecta; Lepidoptera; Noctuidae.